Nannizzia gypsea CBS 118893 is the source of this 1893-nucleotide messenger RNA. RefSeq lists its product as hypothetical. NCBI's taxonomy places the organism in Eukaryota, Fungi, Ascomycota, Eurotiomycetes, Onygenales, Arthrodermataceae. Gene Ontology annotation, molecular function: L-glutamine:D-fructose-6-phosphate transaminase (isomerizing) activity; carbohydrate derivative binding. The transcript has 6 exons. Gene Ontology annotation, biological process: UDP-N-acetylglucosamine metabolic process; protein N-linked glycosylation; fructose 6-phosphate metabolic process. The coding region runs from base 1 to 1893 and encodes 630 amino acids. The record is from RefSeq and is a predicted model, not a curated record.
AUGUGUGGAAUCUUUGGCUACAUCAACUACCUGGUCGAGAAGGACCGUGGAUACAUCAUCCAGACCAUCAUCAAUGUAAAACUACAGGCCUCUCCAGACUCGAGUACCCAGUUCGACGGUGACAAGAAGAACGAGGUCUUUGGCUUCAGAAGGUCGGCAAGGUGGCCAAGCUCAAGGAGCUCAUCGACACCUCCAAGCCUGACCUCUCCAAGACAUUCGAGUCUCACGUCGGUAUCGCUCACACCCAGAUUGGGCCACCAGAAGCCCAGCACGGAUCCCAGAACCAACUGCCAUCCCCAUAGGUCUGACCCCAACUGGGAGUUCGCAAUCGUGCACAAUGGAAUCAUCACCAACUACAAGGAGCUCAAGGCCCUGCUCGAGUCCAAGGGCUUCCGCUUCGAGACCGACACCGACACCGAGUGCAUCGCCAAGCUGGCCAAGUACCUCUACGACCUGCACCCAGACAUCGACUUCACCGUCCUCGCCAAGGCGGUCGUCAAGGAGCUCGAGGGCGCCUUUGGCUUGCUCAUGAAGUCCGUCCACUACCCCCACGAGGUCAUUGCGGCCCGAAAGGGUUCCCCCUUGGUCAUUGGUGUCCGAACCGAGAAGAAGAUGAAGGUCGACUUUGUCGACGUCGAGUACUCCGAAGAGGGCACCGCUCUGCCCGCUGAGGCUGCCUCCCAGAACGCUGCCCUCAAGAAGUCUGCUACCACCUUGCUCGCCCCGCCAGACAAGAGCCUGCUUCACCGCUCCCAGUCUCGAGCUUUCCUCUCAGACGACGGUGUCCCCCAGCCUGCAGAGUUCUUCCUCUCCUCUGACCCCUCGGCCAUCGUAGAGCACACCAAGAAGGUCCUCUACCUCGAGGACGAUGACAUUGCCCACAUCCACGACGGCCAGCUCAACAUCCACCGUCUCAACAAGAACGAUGGCACCUCCAACGUCCGUGCCAUCCAGACCAUCGAGCUCGAGCUCCAGGAGAUCAUGAAGGGCAAGUUCGACCACUUCAUGCAAAAGGAGAUCUCCGAGCAGCCCGAGUCCGUCGUCAACACCAUGCGUGGACGUCUCGACACCGAGAACUGCAAGGUCACCCUCGGUUGUCUACGCCAGUACAUCUCUACCAUCCGCCGUUGCCGUCGUAUCAUCUUCAUUGCUGCGGAAACCAGCUACCACUCCUGCAUGACCGUCCGUGGUGUCUUCGAGGAGCUGACCGAGAUCCCCAUCUCCGUCGAGCUGGCCUCUGACUUCCUCGACCAUCGGGUGUUGCCUCCAACAAGCCUACACCUCCCAGUUCGUCGCCAUGUCAUGUUCGCCCUCUUCCCUCAGCGAAGACAGUGCCUGCAAGAAGCAACGUCGCGAGGAAAUCAUCAAGAGGCCUCGACUCGUCUCCACCAGUUCCGCGAGAUCCUCAAGCUCAGCGAACCCAUCAAGGAGAUGUGCGCCAAAUUCUUCAAGAACCAAAAGUCUCUCCUCCUGCUCGGCCGUGGAAGCCAGCACGCCACCGCUCUCGAGGGUGCCCUCAAGAUCAAGGAAAUCUCUUACUUGCACUGUGAGGCUGUCAUGUCUGGAGAACUCAAGCACGGUGUCCUCGCCCUCGUCGACGAGAACCUGCCAAUUAUUAUGAUCUUGACCAGAGACAACCUCUUCGCCAAGUCCCUCAACGCCUACCAGCAGGUCAUUGCCCGUGCCGGUCGUCCUAUCGUCAUCUGCAACCCUGACGACGAGGAGUUCCCUGCCUCCGAGACCGAGCGCAUCCAGAUCCCCCGCACCGUCGACUGUCUGCAGGGCCUGCUCAAUGUCAUCCCACUGCAGCUCAUCGCCUACUGGCUGGCUGUCGGCGAGGGCCUCAACGUCGACUUCCCACGUAACCUCGCCAAGUCGGUUACCGUCGAGUAA